CACUUCUAGGGGGCAGCAGAGUUUAUCCAGGCCGUUGCCCCACUAUUCUAAACAUAUCGGGCAGCGAAGAAGAAGGCGCUUCCGUCGCGGACUUGUAGCGAGCUUGCUAGUUGCUAAUGCUGGCAAGAAGCGACUCGUUUGAAGGAUAUUAAAAUCAUGAGCUAUGCAGAGAAACCAGACGACAUAACAAGGGACGAAUGGAUGGACAAACUCAACAAUGUCCACAUUCAGAGAGCUGAUAUGAACAGACUUAUUAUGAACUAUUUGGUGACAGAGGGGUUCAAGGAGGCGGCAGAAAAGUUCCGAAUGGAGUCUGGGAUCGAGCCAAGUGUGGACUUGGAAUCCCUUGAUGAGAGAAUAAAGAUCAGAGAAAUGAUCCUGAAGGGACAGAUCCAGGAUGCCAUUGCGCUGAUCAACAGUCUGCAUCCAGAACUGCUGGAUACGAAUCGCUACCUUUACUUUCACUUGCAGCAGCAGCAUCUUAUUGAGCUCAUUCGCUUGAGGGAGACCGAAGCUGCCCUCGAAUUUGCCCAGUCUCAGUUAGCAGAGCAGGGGGAGGAGAGCCGAGAAUGUCUGACCGAAAUGGAGAGGACGCUGGCCCUGCUGGCGUUCGAUAACCCUGAAGAGUCACCUUUUGGAGAUCUCCUCAAUAUGAUGCAGAGACAAAAGGUGUGGAGCGAAGUGAAUCAGUCUGUGCUGGACUAUGAAAACCGAGAGUCAACGCCCAAGUUGGCCAAACUCCUGAAGCUGCUGCUGUGGGCUCAAAAUGAACUUGACCAAAAGAAAGUGAAGUAUCCCAAAAUGACAGACCUCAGUAAGGGGACGAUUGAGGAGCCAAAAUAAUGAAAACAUCAAAUGGACACAUUUCCGGUUUCUAUUUAUACCCCAACAAAAUGACGUUAGCUAACCCCCCACCCCCCUUUUGUUACGUUGAACUGGAUUAAUACUAUUUCAAAAUGACCUCUUACUCAAUGGCACACGCAUUAUUUUACUUGGUGUUAUCAUUUAAAUAUACUGACUGAAAUCAGUAUUUUUCUUUCCAUAUUUACAUGUACGCUAGGUUUUUUUUCUGUCUGUUGGCAGAGAAAGUUGGUAUUAGAAGGUGAAUAAAGCCUAAAUUAGGCUGUCACUCUGUGACCAUCAAGGUGUGCUUCCAGUGAAAACGAUUGCCUGUGUGUGCAUGUCCUCAACAAAAGCUUCCACAUGCCAGCAAGCAGACUACACCAGACACAACAAGACACUUAUGGAUGUUUCAAAAUACUUCGUUAACUAUAACUUUCCUCUUCAUAGCUGAACGUGUGGCAGUGAUAAGUACGUGCAGACACAAAGACACAUGGAUGCUAUGUACAUGAGUGAAAUAUAAGAUGCCCUUUUGCUCUAUCUGCUGUGCUUCUAUUUGCUGUUAUUUUAUUUUGCAAUAAAUGCAAGUUUUACAGUUUUACCAAA
Messenger RNA from Phyllopteryx taeniolatus (common seadragon), 1446 nucleotides. RefSeq names its product glucose-induced degradation protein 8-B homolog. The record is from RefSeq and is a predicted model, not a curated record. The transcript is spliced from 5 exons. Gene Ontology annotation, cellular component: nucleus; cytoplasm. The coding region runs from base 157 to 843 and encodes 228 amino acids. NCBI's taxonomy places the organism in Eukaryota, Metazoa, Chordata, Actinopteri, Syngnathiformes, Syngnathidae. Gene Ontology annotation, biological process: positive regulation of canonical Wnt signaling pathway; proteasome-mediated ubiquitin-dependent protein catabolic process. Gene Ontology annotation, molecular function: protein binding.